UGGUACAGUUAAUUUAGCUCACUGAAAGCUGCAACACCUUGCACACAGAACUGCCAGAACUCUGUUGCAAACAUGCUGAUUCUUUACGCCGUCGUCGUGUCACUGUCCAUGGUGUCCGCGAGCCGAGUCUCGCGCAGCUGUGGUACCUGCGAACUCACGGUCUGCGAGCCGCUGCCCGUCGACGGAUGUGCGACGGGUUCGGCGCUCGACUCCUGCGGUUGCUGCGUCGUCUGCAACGCCGCAGCGGGCGAGCAGUGCGGCGGGCGCGGAGCCGCUGCCAGGCGCUGCGCGUCGGGGCUGGAGUGCGUCAAGUCCGACAAGGACAAGAAGAGCAAAGCAGGCGUGUGCGCCUGUAAAGCCAACUACGAGGUGUGCGGCAAUGACGGGGUGUCCUACCAGACGGGAUGCGACCUGAAAGCCGCCAGCAGCAAAGCCGUCGCGGCGAAGCAGGAGGCGAUCAUUGCGCAGAACAAGGGAAGAUGUGCAACAGCACCGGUGAUCGUGACGGCCCCAGGGGACGUGUACAACGUUUCGGGCUCCCAGGUAUAUCUGAGCUGCGAGGCCAUCGGCAUCCCAACCCCGGUCGUCACCUGGAAGAAGCUGGUCAGCGGUAAAGGGAGGAUGGAGCUUCUUCCUGGGGACAAGGACAACCUGGCCAUCCAGACCCGCGGAGGACCAGAGAAACACGAGGUCACUGGCUGGGUGCUGAUCUCUCCACUCAGUGUGGACGAGGCUGGGUCUUAUGAGUGUCACGCUGCCAACACCAAGGGCGAGGCUUCGGCUGUGGCCACCAUCCACGUCGUGGACUCCCUGGACGACAUCCCCAUCAAGAAAGUGAACAAGGACGAAGAGCUUUAAGUGGAGAACAGCGAAUUAAACCAAUCAUUAAUUCUUUGAAUAAACAGACAAACCUGAUGCUUAUAAAUCCGCUAGUGAAGCAAGCUCUCCAGAACUGAAACACGAAAAUCCUCCCCUUGUGAAAUCAAAGUUGGCUCUCAUCGUCUAUUGAAACCUAUGCUUUAUGACCACUGUUCUCUUCAUCUCACGGAAGUUCUUGUGUUUAGAAAUGUAGAACAAAGCCAUAUCAUCAUACAGGCAAUGCUCAUUGGUGUUAUGUUGUAACUAGGCAAAGCCUUCGGGCAAGAUAUGUGGAAAGACGCUCCCAGUCACCCCCCCUCCCCCAACACACACACACACACACACAGACACACCACAUUAAAACCAUUUCUAUAUUAUGAACUUCAACUGUGCUGGAAAGUGACAUGACGUUACAGGCAGGCAAAACACAGGCCCUCAUUCCACAGGCUUAGACCCACUAGCCAAACACCACCGAUAACUCCCACACAGACGGGAUUUGCUCUCUUAACAAAACAGGCCGUUGUGUUUGGGACAGUGUGUACGCGAAGUCACUGAGGCAAAGUCGUUCUUUCAACAGGAAUUGAAACGGAAUGCGGAAUGUGCUAUCUUUAUCGUAGCUGUGUACACCAUGGAAUAUUAGAAAAGCUUAAGUAUAAAUCAUGGGGUUUUUUUGGGCAGUAGAAGUAGACAUUUAGUUUUAUAUAUAGAAAUGUGUGUGUAAGCUGUAUGUUGAAAUUUAACAUUUUGGGUAAGGACAACAAAUGUGUUGAGAUAAGCCAUGUUCUGUGUUUCAGUGUCACUAAUAGUAAAACAACUAAAAUGAAUGUCUUGAAUUGUUGUACUGUGAAAGGCUGAAAAUUAUAUGCUAUCAUUUUAAA
This is a messenger RNA of Gadus morhua (Atlantic cod), 1736 nucleotides long. RefSeq names its product insulin-like growth factor binding protein 7 (gene igfbp7). Gene Ontology annotation, cellular component: extracellular region. Gene Ontology annotation, molecular function: insulin-like growth factor binding. The record is from RefSeq and is a predicted model, not a curated record. Gene Ontology annotation, biological process: regulation of signal transduction; regulation of cell growth. NCBI's taxonomy places the organism in Eukaryota, Metazoa, Chordata, Actinopteri, Gadiformes, Gadidae. The coding region runs from base 73 to 858 and encodes 261 amino acids. The transcript is spliced from 5 exons.